Molecule: messenger RNA, 1270 nt
Organism: Panicum hallii
Lineage: Eukaryota; Viridiplantae; Streptophyta; Magnoliopsida; Poales; Poaceae
Product: 4-sulfomuconolactone hydrolase
Exons: 10
Coding region: 31-1089 (352 amino acids)
Biological process (GO): secondary metabolic process
Cellular component (GO): cytoplasm
Molecular function (GO): hydrolase activity; carboxy-lyase activity
Source: RefSeq, a predicted model, not a curated record
CGGCAACAGCCACCCGCUCGUCGUCUGACGAUGGCUUCAUCGUCAUCACCAGCGGCUGCUCCGUGCCGGUUCCUGUCCCCCCUCGCCACCGCCGCCUCCCGCGCCCUCCUCUCAUCCCCGACCCCAACAACAAGGAGGCGGCUACUCCUCUCCACCACCACGACCACCAUUGCCGCCGCCAUGGCCGCUUCUUCGCAGAGCGAGGGCUCGGCCUCUUCCCCCUGCAAGGUCCUCGACUCGCACCUCCACGUCUGGGCCUCGUCACAGCAGGCCAAGGAGGGGUACCCGUACUUCCCCGGCCAGGAGGCCACGCUCCGGGGCGACGCCGACUUCUUGCUCGAGUGUAUGGCUGAAGCUGGAGUGGAUGGUGCUCUCAUUGUUCAACCUAUUAAUCAUAUGUUUGAUCAUUCCUUGGUAACUAGUGUGUUGAAGAAAUGCCCAUCUAAAUUCAUCGGUUGCUGCCUUGCGAAUCCUGCAGAUGAUGGAAGUGGGAUUAAACAGCUCGAACAUCUGAUUGUACAAGAAAAAUACCGUGCUGUCCGGUUCAACCCAAACUUAUGGCCAUCAGGUCAAAAGAUGACUAAUGAGGUUGGAAGGUCAUUGUUUGCUAAGGCUGGAGAACUUGGAGCACCAGUUGGAAUAAUGACGAUGAAGGGAAUUGGUCUAUAUAUUCAGGAAAUAGAGGAGCUCUGUAGGGAUUAUCCCGAAACUACUGUUAUCCUUGAUCAUAUGGCUUUCUGCAAGCCACCAACGAACACUGAAGAAGAGAAGGCAUUCUCUUCAUUUCUAAACUUAUCCAGAUUCCCAAAGGUUUAUGUCAAAUACAGUGCUCUUUUCCGCAUCUCAAGAGAAGCCUAUCCAUAUGAGGACACUGCUCAGCUUCUUUCCCGUGUGAUAUCUAACUAUGGAGCCAAUCGAAUAAUGUGGGGAAGUGACUUCCCCUUUGUUGUUCCUGAAUGUGGCUACAAAGGAGCAAAGGAGGCAGUCUCUCAUGCCGCGAGCAAGAUAUCUGUUUCACCAUCAGAUUUGGAAUGGAUCCUGGGUAAAACAGUGAGCCAACUAUUCCAAGGUGCAUGGGUUGCUCCUUGAGGGAGCUGUCAUGAUCAGUGUAGUGGUGUGGUGUAGUGUAGCUGGUAGGAUAAUGUAUUCCGGGACAGCUAACUCUUCACACGAGGGGAAGUCUUUGUCCUAUUUUCCAAUGUUCAAAUGUAUACAAUGUUUUGGUUUGACAUGAAUACACUAGAUAAAGCACUUCUAAAGUUCUGAUUUC